This is a messenger RNA of Harpia harpyja (harpy eagle), 1309 nucleotides long. It is a transcript of the gene KRT18, whose product is annotated as keratin 18. The transcript is spliced from 7 exons. Lineage: Eukaryota; Metazoa; Chordata; Aves; Accipitriformes; Accipitridae. Gene Ontology annotation, cellular component: keratin filament. Gene Ontology annotation, biological process: intermediate filament cytoskeleton organization. Bases 19 to 1275 code for a protein of 418 amino acids. Gene Ontology annotation, molecular function: structural molecule activity. The record is from RefSeq and is a predicted model, not a curated record.
GUCCGUCCGUCCAUCCCCAUGAGCCUCCCCGGCGGCAGCACCCGCUCCCUUCCCCGCCGCCCCGGUGGCACCGGGUCCGGCAUCGCUCCCGUGGGCAGCGCGGCCAGCAUCCACGGCGGGGCGGGGGGCUCGGGCAGCCGCGUCUCCCUCACCCGCUUGACCACCUCGGGGGGCGGCUUGGGGGGCGGCUUGGGGGGCGGCACGGCCUUUUGGGGUUCCGGCAUGGUGGGCAACGAGAAGGAGACGCUGCAGGACCUCAACGACCGCUUGGCCGCUUACCUGGAGCGGGUCCGGAGCCUGGAGCAGGAGAACCGGCGCCUGGAGGCCCAGGUCCGGGAGGCGGCGGCCAAGAAAGGUCCCAGCACCCAGGACUGGGGCCGCCACUGGGAGCUGGUGCGGGAGCUGCGGGACAAGAUCUUCGAGGCGACGGUGGAGAACGCCCGCAGGGUGCUGCAGAUCGACAACGCCCGGCUGGCGGCCGAUGACUUCAGGGUCAAGUACGAGGCGGAGCUGGCCAUCCGCCUCGCGGUGGAGAACGACAUCUCGGGGCUGCGCAAGGUCGUCGAUGACACCAACAUGGCGCGGCUGCAGCUGGAGGGGGAGAUCGAGGCCCUCCGGGAGCAGCUCGGCUUCGUGCAGAAGAACCACGAGGAGGAGGUGCGGAGUCUCCGGGCGCAGGUCUCCAGCUCGGGGGUGACGGUGGAGGUGGACGCGCCCGAGGCGCAGGACCUGGGGAAGGCGAUGGCGGAGAUCCGGGCGCAGUACGACGCCCUGGCCCGGAAAAACCUGGAAGAGCUGGAGAAGCACUGGGGGCAGCAGAUCACGGCGAGCACGGUGGAGCUGACGCAGAGCAGCCGGGACGUGGAGGCGGCUCGCAGCACCGCGCUGGAUCUGCGCCGGUCCCUCCAGACCCUGGAGAUCGACCUGGAGUCCCUCCGCAACCAGAAAGCCGGCCUGGAGGCCAACUUGGCCGAGGUGGAAACCCGCUACGGGGGGCAGCUGGAGCAAUUGCAGGGGCUGAUCCUGCGCACCCAGGAGGAACUGGGGGGGCUGCGGGAUGAACUGGGUCGUCAAGCCGGGGAGCAGCGGGCCCUGCGGCGGGUCACCGGUCAGCUGGAGAGCGAGAUCCAGACCUACCGACAGCUGCUGGAGGGGGGAGAGGAGUUCAGCCUGCAGGACGCCCUGGAGAAGCAGACGACCAGCCCCCCCCCGAGCAGCACCCCGAGGCUGGGGGGGGGCCCGGCGGGGGCCGAGGUGAUGGUGCGGACCCACUGAGCAAGAGGAGGGGGGCCCCCCCCCCUGCCCCCCC